GAGAGGAAUUAGUUGUGUUGUUGUGAUUUUGAGUUGAAUCGAGAAAUCUGAGAAUUGAUUGAAAUAUAGGAAGCAAGCAAGUAAAAAAUGAGGCCGAUAUUGAUGAAAGGGCACGAGAGGCCACUGACAUUCUUGAAGUACAACAGAGACGGAGAUCUCCUCUUCUCUUGCGCUAAGGACCACACUCCUACCGUCUGGUUCACCGACAACGGCGAGCGUUUGGUCACCUACCGUGGUCAUAAUGGUGCUGUUUGGUGCUGCGAUGUCUCAAGGGAUUCGUCACGGCUAAUUACUGGAAGUGCGGAUCAAACAGCAAAGCUCUGGAGUGUUGAAACUGGGGCGCAGUUGUACUCCUUUAAUUUCGACUCUCCUGCUAGAGCUGUGGAUUUGGCAGUUGGUGAUAAGCUUGUUGUGAUCACUACCGACCCAUUUAUGGAAUUGACUUCUGCAAUUCAUGUCAAACGCAUCGCUACAGAUCCCAGUGAAUGUAAGUUUCUUCUUCUGUUUUUGUUUUUUGUAUGGAUAAUUUAAUCGGGUAUGAUUUCAUGAUCGUCCUUUUAUAAGGAUUUGGAUCACCUAGUUGGAGUUUGAGCUUUGUAAUUUGUAGGUCUUGUUUAGAUUUGUUUUUUAUGGCUUGUUUUCUAAAACUAAAGUUGUGUUUACAUGGCCAAAGUUGUGUCACAGUUUUUUUUCUUUUUAAUUAUUAUUUUAUGUUACACUUAUAAAGCAGUGGAGAGUUGAUAAAUUAGAAGUGCAUUUUUAGCUAUGGAGAUAAGG
Molecule: messenger RNA, 777 nt
Organism: Cornus florida
Lineage: Eukaryota; Viridiplantae; Streptophyta; Magnoliopsida; Cornales; Cornaceae
Product: eukaryotic translation initiation factor 3 subunit I-like
Exons: 2
Coding region: 88-531 (147 amino acids)
Biological process (GO): cytoplasmic translational initiation
Cellular component (GO): eukaryotic translation initiation factor 3 complex, eIF3m
Molecular function (GO): protein binding; translation initiation factor activity; RNA binding
Source: RefSeq, a predicted model, not a curated record